This is a messenger RNA of Parastagonospora nodorum SN15, 1590 nucleotides long. RefSeq lists its product as hypothetical. Gene Ontology annotation, cellular component: Arp2/3 protein complex; actin cortical patch. The transcript has 4 exons. Gene Ontology annotation, biological process: Arp2/3 complex-mediated actin nucleation. The coding region runs from base 1 to 1494 and encodes 497 amino acids. Gene Ontology annotation, molecular function: actin filament binding. Lineage: Eukaryota; Fungi; Ascomycota; Dothideomycetes; Pleosporales; Phaeosphaeriaceae. The record is from RefSeq and is a predicted model, not a curated record.
AUGCAUGCAGGAAGAGAGAAGACUCGGAGCGCGACUUGUCAGAGCGAUAGCACGCGUCUGCAGCUGCAGUUCCCCGCCAUUUGUUCUCAUUUCCGCCGGCGCCAAGGGCGGAGCGGGGCGUCCCUGAUUCGUGUGCAGCCCACAUCAUCUACCAACCUCCGCUAUCCCACCACUCUGCCCAAGACACCUCUACGAUUCGCACGCGCACCCAUCCCCUCACCAACGGGCCCUCUUGAGCAGCUUCUUGCAAUCGACCAUCUCCGCGGGCAGUCGCAAAGAUGGCGUCCCAAACCCCCGCCGUUGUCAUGGACAAGUUUCGCCGGCAACGAUUCGCCCUCCUUCGUCUUCCCCACGGCCAUAGCUACGAAAGGCCCAACAGGCGGUAGCGGUGGUUCAGGCUCCGGCCGCCCCGCGGUCGCAAACAAGCCCUCUUUCCUGACCGGCGGCGCUGGACCCGGUGGGCAUCUCUCUGGGAAGCGCGGCACUGAAGACCUGGACUUCUUUAUCGGAGACGAGGCUCUCGCGGCAGCAGGAGGCGCCGGCUAUGGCAUCAACUACCCGAUCAGUCGCCCGAUUGCUGACAAGGAACAGCCACUGAACCCUCCCGAGAACCGUGAAGCUACUGCUGAGAUCAUGUUUGAGUCUUUCAAUGUAGCCGGUCUAUAUAUCGCUGUACAGGCCGUCCUUGCACUAGCUGCCUCGUGGACUAGCUCCAAAGUCCAAGACCGGUCCCUCACUGGUACUGUCAUCGACUCUGGUGCCGGUGUCACCCACGUCAUUCCCGUUGCCGAGGGGUACGUUAUUGGCUCGUCAAUCAAGAGUGUCCCAAUUGCAGGUCGCGACAUCACGAAUUUCGUGCAAUCACUCCUCCGAGAGCGUGGUGAGCCAGACAGCUCGCUCCAGACCGCGGAGCGCAUCAAGGAAGAAUACUGCUAUGUGUGCCCGGACAUCGUCAAGGAGUUCGCGCGCUUCGACCGCGAGUCGGACGACCGAUUCAAGAAGCACACCGUGAACUACCCCAACGGCAAGACGACUGUCGUCGAUGUCGGAUACGAACGCUUCCUCGCGCCCGAGAUCUUCUUCAACCCCGAGAUUUACUCCUCAGAUUUCCUGACCCCGCUCCCCACCAUCGUCGACAACGUCAUUCAGACUUCACCUAUUGACGUGCGAAGAGGACUGUACAAGAACAUUGUGCUCUCUGGAGGUUCGACGCUUUACAAGGAUUUCGGUCGUCGCCUGCAGCGUGACAUUAGGCACCUGGUAGACGCGAGGAUUAAGGCUUCGGAAGCAAGGAGCGGUGGCGCAAAGAGUGGUGGUCUGGAAGUAUCCGUCAUUACACACAAGAGGCAACGACACGGUCCAUGGUUCGGAGGCAGUUUGCUUGGCCAGACGCCAGAGUUCAAGAGCUACUGCCACACCAAGGCCGAGUACGACGAGAUAGGCCCCAGCAUUGUGCGAAGGUUUGCGCUUUUGGGUGGACCGGGUAGCACAUGAGUUUAGAAUGGCGUGGAUUGAUGUUGGGAGAUUAUAUUGAGCGAGUAUGAGAUAACUGCAAAAGUCCAAGAAUGAGACCAGAUUCAUUGCAAGGUC